AAGCUAACCGGCUGGCUGCUCGUGUUGUGGUCUAUUGGCGGCUGGCCGAAGUGUCCAUGCGCCGAGGCUGAAGCCAGAGAGCCUCUGAGAUAGGCGCCUUUCUAAGCUGGAGUGCCUCCUACGUUUAGGGCUGCUGCGUUCCUAUAGCUCCUGUAGAGGAGCAGCGAAGACAGGCGAUCAUCGUCGCGGAUCCUCGACCGGUGCACACGCGCUGCAAACAUCCGAAUCGGUACCAAAGCGAGCUACACUGGCGCGCGGUAGAGAGCCAUGGAGGAGGUUCCGUCACCACUGAAAGUGGGCUCCCCAGUCGCAACAAGGAAUGCCUCAGAGGACCGCGUCCCCACGGCUUUGCGCGCUGGGUCGCCUGCAGUCGGUAGCGGAACACCCACGUCACAAGCGCGACCAGGUCUAACGCGACAGAAUACGUCUGGGUCCGACCGCCUAUCCCAGCUCUUCCCCUCCCGACCAGCAUCGAUCGCGUCAGUUAGCCCUCUCGAAUCGCCCUCAUUAUCGCGCCGCACAUCGUAUCCAUCGCCUCUGAUACCCGCCGCAGAGCCGUCGUACCGUAUACCUCGCGCUCCAGCGCCGCCGUCUUUCUCUGACGAUACUUCGUACAGCCCUUCGCCUGAUGCAGUCAGCCCGACUGGGUCGCAGUCUACACUGCAAAGCAGGAGCGGCACCAACAGGCUCUUGAACCGGCUCGCUUCGCUUCGUAGCGCUAGAUCAAGAGGGGGAAACUACAACAGGCUGGAAGAUGAGGAGUCUGGCAGGAGGAGGCUGCAAGAAGUUGAAGAGGUGGACGAGCCAUUAGGCUAUGAUUUGAGCGGUUUGGAUGGCGGAGUGCCAAUGCAACAGUUCGGGCAGCCUAAGAAGAUGCUAAGCGCGGCCGACGCAAUGGAAGCGGAGCGCGACCUCCACGAAGCUGGUUAUGCCGCCGAGUUCGAGAGGUUAGAAGCGCAACUUGGGGCGGGCAUGGCGACCGUCACAGAAGUGCCUUUCACACACGCUACACCGUCUGGAGACGAUACAGCACGUGGGCAUAGGAGAGGAUUGUCCGAUGCGAACAUCAUUGAUGUUGUCGCAAAGGAUGCGCAAGAGGAGGCUGAGAAGACCGGUGGCAUUGUAGCGGUCGCAGAGAUUCCUGUUGAUAUCAGCGAUAUGGCGGGGCACGGGACUGACUUUGACAGCCGCGCUUCACUCGUUUUCGAGCGUGGUAACAAUAACGAAUCGAGUUACUUCUUUCCUUCGGACCCUAAUAUGCCUUCGUGGCGACCCUUUUCAAUGGGUUGGCCAUUCCUGACGUUCCUCGUUGUCGUUGCACUUGCACUCGCAGGAUUGCAAGAGUUCCUUUGUCAGCUGUCCCAGAGAGCGGCCGAAUUCGAACCUGGUGACCAACACGAAGGUGGUUUAGUCAAAUUCAAGAACGCCAAAGACUUGACUGUUCUCCAAUACUUCACCUGGAAAUAUGCACCUAUACUAUUUUUUGUCAUCUAUGGAAUCUUAUGGCAAAUCGUCGAUUACGAGGUCAAACGUCUUGAGCCAUACUACCAACUCUCAAAGAAGGAUGGAUCCGCAGCGAGCGAAUCGUUGAAUAUGGACUAUCUGACUUUCAUGAGCUGGUUAGUGCCAUUACGCGCAUUACGGCACAAGCAAUAUGCGGUCAUUUACGUGUCCAUGGCCACGCUCCUAGCUAGUAGCUUGGUUCCUAUCCUUCAAUCGGCAUCCGUGGAAAUGUAUCCCGACGAAGACGAACGCGACGUAAAAGACUGGAAAGCUGUACGCAUUCAGCCCGUGUGGUCAAGAUUCGUUACGAUAUGUCUGGUCAUUGUUGCGAUCCUCGGCAUGUUUCUCAUGAAGGAGAUGCGAAGAAAGAGCGGCCUACUCUCUAAUCCUCAAGGGAUCGCUGGUGUCGCGGCCAUGGCUACAAGAAGUCAUAUUCUAGCGGACUUUCAUGGGUUGGAUACGGCGCCACUCGAGAAGAUCCACAAACAACUUCGCCACCGGCGUUAUAUCCUUCACAAGAGCUCGCUAUGGCAGGGCGCAUAUAUCCGCAAUGUUAAAGAAAAAAUUCCGGAUACUGGCUCUGAUCCACGGCCCCUGAUGCUGCGUCUCAAAGCUGGCAUACCCUACAUUUGCUACCUGAUCUCCUUUGCCGUCAUCCUGCCCGUCUUUCUCUUCGUCGAAGGCGCUCAAAUAGUCACGAAGAAGCUUCCCUUCCUUUUAACAACGCUAGCCACUGUUGUCAAACUCCUCUGGAAUACCAUGAACGGAGACAUUCGCACCGUUGAACCCUACCACAUCCUUGCACAGCGCAGAGCCCCGGCCAAAACCCUAACCCUCGACUACACCGGCACGAAUCCCAUCAUUCUCCCAUUCAAGGCCCUGGUCAAUCGACAUUACAUCGUAUGCCUAGUCGGCGUCGGCUCCAUCCUCGCCGAAGUGCUCACAGUCUGCGUCUCCUCGUUCUCUGUUGAUGGCAAAAAGUUUAUACCAGGGCACAGCGGCAAUGACAGCAACGAUGGGGAUGACGCCCACGACCGCGCCAACACAGACCAAACCUUCCGCUCCUUCUGGUCCUCCUUCGUUCUCUCCAUCGGCAUCAUCUUCUUCCUCGUCGGCGUCGCCUGCGUCGUGUACGUGCACCGCUCUCACAAGUUCAUGCCGCGGCAGGUAGGCACCAUGGCGUCGGUCCUCGCUUUCAUCCAUCAGAGCAAGAUGCUCGUCAACUUCGUUGAUACGGAGAAGUUUGAUAGCAAGCAGAUGACGCUGCAUCUGGAAAAGUCGGGGAAGACGUAUGCGCUGGGAUGGUUUCAAGGAAGGGAUGGCGACGAUCACUGUGGAAUUGAUGAGGAGCCGAUACUGGCGCCGUAUAAUUAUGGGGUUGAUUGGACAAAAGCGAGGGUGCAGGGGCAUACGAUUGGGACGUGGGAGCAUUAUUGAUGAGGCGGACCCGUAUUUCAUUUCUGGUCAGGCAUCGUGCCGGGUUACAUGGUUCACUUGAGAUUGGGCUGGAAGUUCAAUAUGAUCGCUAGAGCUCUAGGUAGAGACUCUUUGGAAGCGCAAUGCUUAUGGGCCAGAAUGAAGCUUUAUGAAAAUAACAUGUCACAUACUCGCUAUACGCUCUUUGCGGUCAACAGGAUUGAUCAACAGCACGACAGCUCUGAACGAGCAGAUCUAC
Paraphaeosphaeria sporulosa is the source of this 3178-nucleotide messenger RNA. RefSeq lists its product as uncharacterized. The transcript is spliced from 2 exons. The record is from RefSeq and is a predicted model, not a curated record. The coding region runs from base 268 to 2940 and encodes 890 amino acids. NCBI's taxonomy places the organism in Eukaryota, Fungi, Ascomycota, Dothideomycetes, Pleosporales, Didymosphaeriaceae.